Messenger RNA from Cucumis melo (muskmelon), 1961 nucleotides. Its product is annotated as L-Ala-D/L-amino acid epimerase-like. The transcript is spliced from 7 exons. The record is from RefSeq and is a predicted model, not a curated record. NCBI's taxonomy places the organism in Eukaryota, Viridiplantae, Streptophyta, Magnoliopsida, Cucurbitales, Cucurbitaceae. The coding region runs from base 82 to 1392 and encodes 436 amino acids.
GUCACUAAAUCUGCUCCCUCCAACUUCCCACACCACAAAAAUCCUGACUCUAUCAAUAAUCAUUGGCCACUCUCACAAUCCAUGGCUUCUUCACUUCUUUCAGCCGCUCUUCUCCCUUCUUCUUCCUUUGGUCUCCACCUCCGCAUUCCCAGAACCACUUCUUCCAAGCUCCGAAUCCUUUCCAUCCAUGCCACCAAUGUCGAGCUAAUUGCAGAUCCACCUACCCCUUCUUCCCAAAGGCUAAGUUUUGGCUUCCAAAAUGUGGCGGAUACUUUUUGGGUCAAUGUACAGCGGGCUGAGGGUAGGCCAUUGAGUAUUGGGCUUAAUUCCCCAUUGCAUUUUGGGAACUCCAAGCUUGAAACUCUGGACAAUGUUGCUAUGAGAGUUGAACUUAGUAAUGGUUGUGUUGGUUGGGGGGAAGUUCAAGUGCUUCCUUCUGUUACUGACGUUAGUCUUGAAAUGGCUCUUGCUAAGGCUCAGGAGGUUUGCAACUUCCUCCGUCGUACUCCGCCGGCCACUCUGAGUUCGGUGUUUAAUGAUGUUACUGGCCUCCUUUCCCCUCGAGAGUUCGCUCCGAUCAGGGCUGGGGUAGAGAUGGCACUGAUUGAUGCAGUUGCAAAUAGCAUCAAUGUUCCACUCUGGAGAUUAUUUGGUGGCGUGACAAGUACAUUAACAACCGGAAUAACAGUCCCAAUUCUUUCCCCAGAGGAGGCCUCAAUCUUGGCUUCAAAGUUUUGCAAUCAAGGAUUUGAAACUCUUAAGCUUGUUGUUGGGAAAAACUUUGCUGCAGAAAUUGCAGCUAUUGAGGCCAUUCAUGCAGCUCAGCCCUGCUGCUCGUUCAUGUUUGAUGCAAAUGAAGGAUACACACCCGACGAAGCAAUUAAGUUUCUUGAGAAAUUGAAGGAUGUGGGAAUAGUGCCUCUUGUUUUUGAGCAACCUGUAGACAGAGAUGACUGGAAAGGUCUUCAAGAAGUCAGUAACGUCGCUAGAAUGCAUGGGAUACCUGUUGCUGUGGAUGAGAGUUGUCGGAGCUUGACAGAUGUUUGUAAGAUAAUCGACGAAAAUCUUGUGGAUGCCAUAAACAUCAAGUUGCCCAAAUUUGGAGUCCUUGGAGCUCUUGAAAUAAUAAAUCUAGCAAGAAAAUCAGGCUUGAUUCUUAUGGUUGACAGCAUGGCCGAGACGAGACUCGGAACCGGCUUUGCAGGCCAUUUGGCUGCUGGAGUUGGUUGCUUCAAGUACAUUGUUCUUGAUACACCACUUUUAUUAGCAGAAGACCCUGUUGUUGGAGGUUAUGAAGCUUCUGGUGCUGUUUACAAGUUCAAUAAUGCUAGAGGACAAGGAGGCUUCUUGAAUUGGAAUCUUCUUCCCUGCGCAAGUCAAAGACCCAACUAAACAUUGAUAAUUGACCAUGAAAUUAUUAAUGGCUGAUUCGUUUUAAACUAAAUUUGUUCCAAUUUCCUUAUUAAAAUCACUCAAUCAUCGAAAAUAUGUAAAUGUAUUUCUAGCUUGAUUUUUUGCAACUUUAGAAGCAUUAGUGUAAUAAAAGGAAAAGGGAAUAAAGGCUUACAAACAUAAACAAGAAACAGAGGGCUGGGGGAAUAUCUAUAUUUGAUUACAGUCUAGCACAAACUAACAACUGCCCCAUUAAGUUUUUUCAUUUCAAAGAGUUUAUAGAUCUGAAAAUACCUACCAGCUUGGAAAAGCCAUGAAUUUGAAUCCUCCCCCUUGUACACUGACAUCUCCACCUUCUUAAAUUUACUUUGACUCGUUUCUUCUUCCUCCAGCUUUUCCUUGGCUGUCGACUUCAAUGAUACAUCUAAUCGUUGUGAAAUUCCUUCCCUUUAAUUUCAAUUGCAAAGUUGUUCUCGUGUCGAUGAAGAUUCUCCUUCACGUUUUGACACCAAUUCAAUAGUUCUUUUUGCAAACAUCUUCUGAUUCUUCUCGAACUAUCGUCGUUGUUC